Molecule: messenger RNA, 519 nt
Organism: Colletotrichum karsti
Lineage: Eukaryota; Fungi; Ascomycota; Sordariomycetes; Glomerellales; Glomerellaceae
Exons: 1
Coding region: 1-519 (172 amino acids)
Source: RefSeq, a predicted model, not a curated record
AUGUCAACCACAAUCCCAAAACCAUACAAAACCCUCUUCACCCUCCUCGACCCCCUCAUCGCCCUCUGGGGCGCCUCCCUAUUCCUCCUCUCCCCGCAGACCGUCACGUCCUCCUACCUCCCGCCCACCUACACCCCUCCCGUCGACCCCUCCCUCGCCCACCCAGCCGCCGCCCUCUCCUCCGCCCUCGCGACCUCCUUCGCCGAGUACUCCGUCCCCCUGCACGCGCAGAUCGCCGGCCACCUUCUUUCCAACGCGCUUCUGUCCGCCGUCCUCCUCCGCGCGACCGAGGAGGUCAAGGUAUGGAGGGUGUACCAGCUCUCGCUGCUCGUGGUGGAUCUGUUUCUGUUGUACGGGACGUUCGCGUCGUAUGCGAUGCAGGGACGGCUGAAUCCGUUGGCGACGUGGAGGAUCGAGGACUGGGGCGCCGUGUCGAUUACGAUGUUGGCCGGGCUGGCGAGGCUUUGUUUCUUGAUGGGGGUGGGUUUCGGUCAGGAACGAAGGUCUAAGAGAGCGUAA